Molecule: messenger RNA, 2718 nt
Organism: Mya arenaria
Lineage: Eukaryota; Metazoa; Mollusca; Bivalvia; Myida; Myidae
Product: ATP-dependent RNA helicase DDX24-like
Exons: 17
Coding region: 8-2635 (875 amino acids)
Cellular component (GO): nucleolus
Molecular function (GO): ATP binding; RNA helicase activity; nucleic acid binding
Source: RefSeq, a predicted model, not a curated record
UAAAAACAUGGCUGGUGUGGUCCACGUGAAGGAGAAAACUAGUUGGAAACCAGUGGAAUUCAGUCGAUUCGUAGACUCUAAAGGAGAUUUUGAUGGACUGAUUAGUUUUGAAGAACUUACCGACUAUGAAAUUGUUAAAGGAGAGGUCAAAGUGGGUAAAAAGAAAUCAAAGGUGAAGGGUGAAGCAAAAGCAAAGGAAGAUGCUAAAAGAAAAUUAAAAGAAAAAGAUGUGGAAGGUAAACCAAGAAAGAAAUCGACAGAGAAGAAAGUCAAAAAGAGUGGAAAAGUAAUUAAAACUGGUGCUCAGGCCAAUCAACAAAUUGAUGACUUGAAUGAAACUGUGGAAGAAAAAUCAGAUCUUGAGAAGGAGCAAGAUCAGUUGAAAAAAAAGAAAAAGAAAGAAAAAAUGAAAAGAAAAAUACAAGAAUUGAAGAAUAAAAGAAAGUUACGGAAGGAAAAGCAAGAAAAUGAACCCAAACAGAAAAAAGUAAAACUUGAGCAGCCAGAAUCAAGUGAAGAUGAGGCCGAAGAUGAUGAUGCCACUAAAGGAAUGGAGAGAUGGAAGGGCCUCCAUGUGCCAGAAGAGGUUCUACGGGCUCUGAGAGAUGCUGGAUUUCGGGCACCCACAUCCAUACAAGCCCAGGUCCUGCCUUCUGCCAUCAGGGACCAGAUGGAUAUUGUUGGGGCUGCUGAGACGGGAAGCGGAAAGACUCUGGCGUUUGGAAUACCACUUCUGCAUUUUAUCUUGGAAGAAAAAAGGAAGGAAAAUGACCCACAAUCUAUGGAUGAAAUGGAAAGUGACAGUGGCAAUGAAACUGGUAAUGCUGAUGUUGAAGAUAUUGAUGCUUCUGCGGACCAGGAGAAGGAGGAGGAGUCAAAUGAAAUGGAUGAAACAAACAGUGAUAUGGAAGAGGAGUCAGAAGAUGACGAGGACAAUGGAGAAGCAGAGGAAAAAGAAGAUGAACAGUCAGAAGAUGAGAGUGAUGAUGGGGAAAAUUCUGACGAAGAAAAUGUUGGUGAACUUCAGGAGGAUGGUACAGGGUGUGUGGCAGUUGUGAAGGAUGCUGACUUCAGCUGGAUGGAGGGCCUGACACCUGCCCCCAUGAUGCCUGGAGCCCCUAUGCUCCCCCGGGCGACCAGGACCCACCCCCGGGCUCUUAUCCUGGAGCCCACACGAGAGUUAGCCAUACAAGUGAAAAACCACCUGGUCGCUGCUGCCAAGUACACCGAUAUAAAGGUAGCAGUUAUAGUUGGUGGCCUGUCGAUGGAAAAACAGCGCCGUGUAUUGAAGAAGUGUCCCGACAUCAUUGUGGCCACUCCUGGUCGCCUUUGGGAACUUAUUCAGGAGGGCGAGACAUGUCUACAUGAAGUUGAGAAGACACGUCUUCUUGUGGUGGACGAGGCAGAUCGUAUGAUAGAAAAAGGACAUUUUGAUGAGCUUGCCAGGCUGCUAGAGAAGAUGAAAAGAGACAGCACAAAGGAAAUUCGUCACACGUUCGUGUUUUCUGCCACUCUGACGCUGAUCCACACUGGACCACAGAGGGUGAUGAAAAAACGCAAGAAGAAAAUGGAUGAGAAAACUAAGCUUGGUUACCUGAUGAGGAAGAUGGGUCUGAAGCCGAAACCAAAGAUUGUGGACCUGACACGAAAGAUGGGGACAGUCGAGACUCUCACAGAAGCUCGGAUACACUGUCCCAAGGAGGAAAAGGACAUCUACUUGUAUUACUUCCUACGACAGUAUCCAGGCCGGACACUCGUGUUUGCGAACAGCAAGGAUUGUAUUCGACGUCUGGUAUCCGUGUUUACGAUUCUACAGUGUCGACCCCUCCCCCUCCAUGCUGACAUGCACCAGCGUCAGCGACUGAAAAACCUGGACAAGUUUACAGCUAACCCCAAUGGCCUGUUACUGGCUUCUGAUGUGGCAGCUCGAGGAUUGGACAUCCCGAAUGUAGAACAUGUCAUACACUACCAGGUGCCUCAAACUGUUGAGAAUUAUGUGCACAGAAGUGGCCGGACAGCUCGUGCAAUGAAGGAAGGACUCAGUGUUGUGUUGAUUGGCCCGGAUGAUGUUAAAAGUUACAAGAAGAUAAUACACACGCUCAACAAAAAUGAAGAUCUGCCCAUGUUCCCAGUGGAGCAGACAAUCCUUUCAGAGCUGAAACGUCGGGUCAACAUGGUCCGACAGAUAGAAACACAAGAAUAUAGGUUUAACAAAAAGAAGCGCCAAAAUGACUGGUUUAUUAAAUCUGCUGAGGAAGCUGGCGUGGAAAUAGACGAUGCUGGACUUUUGGAUGACCUUGGUGAUGAUGAUGAACAACAGCGACACCGGCAGCAUUUGCGUCAGAUGAAGCACGAGCUGUCCUUGCUGCUGGGCCAGCCUCUUGCUCCCCAGUCCACGUAUACCAAGUAUCCGACCAGGACUGGCAAACUGGUAACACCUCAGAAUACAGAGAGGUCAGUUGAUGCGCUGGCACAACUGAAGAAAAAUAAGAAAGUUGAGAAGCAGGCGACAUCGGAAGUGGAGCAGACAACAAACAGCUCGGAGCAGACAACAGUUUCAAGGUCACAAAAACGCCGCCAAUUGAGAAGGGAAAAGUGGAAGAAACGAAAAGAAGAGCCACAAAAGACAGAAUGAAUAAUAUUUCAAAAUGUUUAUAUGAAAUAAUUGUUGAUUAUUUGAAUACAUAUACAAAUAAAACGUUUAAAAGAGCAAUUCAA